Molecule: messenger RNA, 1023 nt
Organism: Menidia menidia (Atlantic silverside)
Lineage: Eukaryota; Metazoa; Chordata; Actinopteri; Atheriniformes; Atherinopsidae
Source: the annotation of a GenBank genome assembly
AUGCAAACUGCUCGUUCGGGGUGUCAGAAGGAGCAGGAAACUGCGUCGGGGCACUCAGAUCUGUUUACACGCCCCCCGACGGUGAAGGGUGAGAAGGUGGCGGCGGCGCUGGCGUCCGGCUGCUCGGUGCCCGGCGGCAGCAGGAGGACUCUGGAGUUCUGCCUGGCCUGGGACAUGCCCACCGUCAGCUUCGGGUCCAGGGAGAGGGAGCACGUCAGGAGGUACGCCCGUUUUUUCGGGAGCAAAGGGGACGCCUGCCCCUCGCUCUGCCACCACGCACUAACGCACUACACACAGUGGGAGGAACGCAUCGAGGAGUGGCAGAGGCCCAUCCUCCAGGACAGCCCGUUUCAGCCCCGGUCAGGAGGGACGAUUCCGGGAUCCACCGGCUUCCUGGAGGGGGGGCGCUCUGGGCCCGGUUUCCGGUCGGUUUCCGGUCGGCUCGUUCCAGCUCGUGAGCUGGCAGAAUAUGAGAAAGUGUCCGAUCAUGUGAAAAUCACCCAGAAAGGUAUAAAUGACAUUUUUUAUUGUGAAAUCAAAUUAAAAGAACGUUUGUUUUCAGACUUGGAGCAAGACGGCUUCUGCAAAAACCCGUUUUUUCACGGGAUCGUCGCCGAGGUGCCGGAGAAGCUCCGAUCCAAAGACGGCCACACAAAGAUCGGCUACGCUCUGUACUUCUACUCGUACAGCUCCUGGUCGGGCCGAGCCGUCUACAUGGAGGACCUGUACGUGAUGCCAGAGUUUCGAGGGAAGGGCAUUGGGAAAGCACUUAUGAGCAAGGUGGCACAGGGGCUCCCCCCCCCGGAGCGCCUCCUGGUGACCGGGGCCCUGCUCAGCUUCCUGGAGACGUACCUGGUCUACGGGAACCGGGACGAGCUGCACUACGACAAAGUGGUGGAGGAGGCGAAGCCCCUCCGGCGUCUGCACGUCGGGGCCCUGCUGGAGACUCAGAGGCUGAGGGGGGGACCCCCAGACCCCCCCGGGGGGGACCCCGAGAACCAGGGUUCCGGAGGGCCUCUCUGA